CGGUGGUUACUCCCAGGGGCUGAGCCAGGGCAGCCUGACCAGCACCACCAGCUGCUCCCAGAUGUCUGCCUGUCUUCAGCCAGUGGGAUUGGAAUGCCUUACUGCAAUUGCCCAGCUUUAAACACCCACAAAGCCUACUGUCUUGGGAUUGCAGAGGUCACCCCUUUAAGGAUCUCUUCUAAAAAAAUGCAGGCGGAUGACAUUGACCAAACUCUGCUGGAUCUCGGCAAGGAUUAUUUUUUCCUCUUCUGUGUUCGCUACUUAUGCGACUACAUCUAUAAUGUGAGCCAGGAUAGAGUGGUGUAUCAUAAAGAUGCCACGGUUGUGGCUAUUAUGGACAUCAUGGAGAGAUGGACCCAGUUUCCGAAUCCUGCCAAAAUAUUGAAAAUGGGAAUGGAGAACAUAAUCUGCCUGAGCUUCCUGAAACCUGCAUAUAUGGCAAGUAAGAAAUCGGCCAUUGUCCGUGGGAUGCUCUAUCCGAUUGCUCACACUUAUGGACUGAACGAUGCUGAAAAGGAGGACCUUAAGCAGCAGUUUUAUGGAAUGGUCAGGCGCCUGCUGACUGAGUCCCCAACCAUUGCAACUCUGUCAUGCCUCCUGGAACCGCUGACCUUUUACUUCAAUGAAGAAGAUCAGCAGGAAAGGGCGCUGGCUACCAGCACCAUCCGUGAAUUGCUGGCGUAUGCAUUAAAAUUCAACAACAUGACUGGAGAGGCAAUAAAUAGAAUUCUUACGCCGGCGGUGUCUGAGUUAUUCAAUACCAUCAACGAAGCGGACGUCCUGGUUGAACAUGUGGAUGUGUUCCCACCACUCAUUCACUUCUCAUGA
Molecule: messenger RNA, 828 nt
Organism: Zootoca vivipara (common lizard)
Lineage: Eukaryota; Metazoa; Chordata; Lepidosauria; Squamata; Lacertidae
Source: RefSeq, a predicted model, not a curated record